Racocetra fulgida is the source of this 564-nucleotide messenger RNA. Lineage: Eukaryota; Fungi; Glomeromycota; Glomeromycetes; Diversisporales; Gigasporaceae. The record is from the annotation of a GenBank genome assembly.
AAGGACGACGUUGGGAAGAGGAAGGAAAAAUCACAGAAAAAUACCCACUCCAAGAAACAAAAACUGACGAUUACAAAGAAAGGACCGAACUAAACGUUAAAGAUGCAGAUGCCACUUUAAUAAUGAAAUUUUCAACUUUUGAUUCCGAUAAAGAUGGAACAGGUCUUACUAUUGACAAAGCCAAUGAAUUAAAUAAACCGUUGAAAAUUGUUAAUUUAGACGAAGACGUAAAAAAUAAUAUUAGUGAAGUUUUUAAAUGGAUAAAAGAAAAUAAUAUCAAACAUUUAAACAUGGCCGGUCCUCGAGCAAGUACUUGUGAAGGAAUUUAUGAUAAAACAUUAAGAUUUAUGAGUUUCUUGUUAAAGGAAUUAGAAGAUUACCAAAAAUUAAUUGAAAAAAAUAAUUAUAUAGAUAUGGAAUUAAGUUUUGAUUUAGAAGAAGAUGGCACCGUAGAUGACCAGGGAGCAAAAAUAUCGCGAAUCGAUGAUAGUUUAAAUGAAUUCGAUAAUUAUGUAUCACAACGUAUUGAAGAGAGUGAGAUCAUUCAAGAAAAUAAAGCUCAAA